Molecule: messenger RNA, 2591 nt
Organism: Dioscorea cayenensis subsp. rotundata (Guinea yam)
Lineage: Eukaryota; Viridiplantae; Streptophyta; Magnoliopsida; Dioscoreales; Dioscoreaceae
Product: auxin response factor 4-like
Exons: 15
Coding region: 339-2375 (678 amino acids)
Biological process (GO): regulation of DNA-templated transcription; response to hormone
Cellular component (GO): nucleus
Molecular function (GO): protein binding; DNA binding
Source: RefSeq, a predicted model, not a curated record
AUCAGUGUACUGUGUGUUGUUAACAGCAAUGUAACCCCAAAACCAGCACUACAGGAGAUGUCUAUGUCUUUUCAUACUUAAAAACACUGAAAUCAACAUGGCAAGAAACAUUUGAGAGAAAGAGUGACAAACACUGUUGUAGGUGAAGAAUUUGUGGUGGUGGUGGUGGUGGAUGGUGGUUCUGGUGGAGGUGGUAGUAGAGUAGGAGUAGGAGCAGAGGGGAGGGGGUGGCAGGAUACUAAAAAUGGCAAGGAAAUGUAGGUUGGUAGGCAGUAGAGAAUGAAAGGCAUGGGAAUGACAUUAGUGAUGUUAUUUAUUUAGAAGAGAGGAAAGGAGUGAUGGAGGGAGGCAACAGCUCCAACCAAGAUGGAAAUGACAUUCACACCGAAAAUUGGAGGUUGUGUGCCGGGCCAAAUGUCUCGAUACCGUCCGCUGGGGAUAGAGUUUUCUACUUCCCUCAAGGUCACAUUGAGCAGGUGGAGGCUUAUGCAAAUCAGGACAGUAACCGGCCGAUGCCAAGUCAUGGUCUUCCUUCGAAGAUUUUAUGCCGAGUUGUUAAUGUUCAGCUUAAGGCAGAACGAGACACCGAUGAGGUGUUUGCACAAGUAUCCCUGGUCCCUGAACAUGAGCAGCAGGAGAACACAGCUGUAUUUGCUACUCAGGAACCAACUGGUCUGAACCCGCGCGUGUAUUCCUUUUGCAAGAUUCUCACUGCCUCUGACACCAGUACUCAUGGAGGGUUUUCUAUUCUCAAAAGACAUGCUGAGAAAUGCCUUCCACCACUGGAUAUGUCACAACAGCCCCCAGUGCAGACACUGGUGGCAAAGGAUCUGCAUGACGUUGAGUGGACCUUCCGUCAUAUUUAUCGUGGACAACCGAAACGUCACUUGCUUACUACUGGUUGGAGUACAUUUGUAUGUGCGAAAAAGCUUGUUGCAGGGGAUGCUUUCAUUUUCCUCAGAGAUGAAAAUGGAGAACUCCGUGUUGGUGUUCGUCGUGCAAUGAAAAAGCCGGGGAAUUCUUCUGCAUCUGUUAUAUCCGGUCAAAGUAUGCGACUUGGAGUUCUUGCUUCUGCAUCUCAUGCUAUUACCAGUGGGGCUAUGUUUACUCUGUAUUACUGGCCAAGGAGAAGCCCUGAAUUUCUGAUUCCGUAUGAUCGAUAUAUGGAAUCCGUUAAAAUAGAAUAUCCAAUUGGCAUGAGGUUUCAGAUGAAGUUUGAGGGCGAUGAGGGCCAAGAAGAAAGGUUAACUGGUACUAUAGUUGGUAAAGAAGAUUCUGAACCGAUGAGUUGGCUCGAUUCACAAUGGAGAUGUUUAAAGAUUCAGUGGGAUGGAACAUUAACCGCCAUGCAUCCGGAGAGAAUUUCUCCAUGGCAAAUUAUCCCAUUCACAUCGGCUGAUGUUCAUCCAUUAGUGAAUUCACGAUCAAAGAGGGUGCGAAAUGCUUAUUACCGGACACCGCCCCAGGGUCCUUUAAAUGCCCCUGUUUAUCCGAUUCCCAGAUAUUCUGGGGUCUUGCAAGGUCAAGAAAACAUGGCACAAGGACAAAGAUCCGGUUGUGUCAUUGUCGAACAACCAAACUUACGGGAGCUCUCAACUCCUGGUUAUCUGCCUCCACAUACUAACAAGGCUGAAGGAAAUCAUAAUGUGGUUGAUUACACAAAACCGAUGGAGUUGGAAAACUUAUCCUUCCCUUUGCGGCCUAAAUUUUCUGCCGCGGAGACUUCCUACAGAAACCCGGGUUCUAAAACUUUUGAUAAUCCAUCUUUAGACUCCUAUUGGCACUUUGACAAGCAGAAUGCAGAGAGAUCGCUGAAUGAAACUAAUGCCGGAACUAUAAAUAACAGCGGCAAGCAAUCUAUGUGCAAGAUCUUUGGUGUUCUGAUCAAGGGUUCAACCAGUACCAUGUCACCGAACAUUGUAACCUCAGUGCCUCCACAAGAUGUAGCUCCUGUGGCACAACCUAAGGUGGCUACGUAUGAUAUUGAUCAACUUUCAGAGCCGUCGAAGAGCACGAGGCCGACUGAAUCUGGUUGUUCUGCUAGCUUAAACGAGCAGUCGAGCUCAGCUCAACUUUUUCAAGCCCGUAGUUGCACGAAGGUUCAUAAGCAGGGUUCAGCUCUUGGAAGAUCAGUCGAUCUUUCAAGGUUCGAAGGGUAUGAAGAACUGAAGAAAGAGCUCGAUAGGAUGUUUGAAUUCAAUGGUGCUCUGAUUGAUCAAAGCAAAGGGUGGAAGAUCAUCUACACAGAUGAUGAGGGGGAUAUUAUGAUGUUAGGAGAUUACCCUUGGCAUGCUUUCUGCUCAAUGGUGAGAAGGAUAUACAUCUACACUCAAGAAGAGGUUGAGAAGCUGAAGCCAGGGAUGCUGAAUGGAUGAAUUCUGAGACGCUGUAGAAGAAGACUAAUAAUGUUGUUAAAAACUCUUUAUUGAAUCCUGGUGUCAGUUAUUAAGUUUUGUUGCUCAUUCUGGAGGAACAGAGACUGAAUCAUAAAGGCGCAUAUGCGCUCUCUGCUGUGUUUUUUAUUAAAACUUUUCAUAAGCACCAUGAUUUUGGAAAUUAGAUGAAUGACAGCUGAUUUGGUGAUGCUUAAA